UCCUGAUUUCAUUCAUCAAUUCAUCAUUCUCAUUUCCUGCUUCUUCCAAGCUAAGUAGGUCCUGAUCCACUACGACAAGCGCGAGGAUAGUGCUCUCCAGUAAUAGUGUUCUUGGCUGCUACUAUAAGGAGAGUUUAGAUCAUUCGAGCAAUUUUAGUCUGUGAUUUCUUGUGACAUCCAACUUCAUUCCAGCAGCUCUAUUUCUCUGCUUUCGUCGAUUGAAUUGCAGUUUUCUUUGUAUUCUUGAGAGGCGAAUCAUGGAGUUUCCGGAUCUUGGUCAAAACUGUGCAGAACUAACUUGCAGAAAACUAGAUUUUCUUCCUGUUAAAUGUGAUGCCUGCAGCAAAGUGUUCUGUCGUGAGCACAUGACGUAUGCUACUCAUAAUUGCCCUCUUGCUUACACAAAAGAUGUCCAAGUUCCAGUUUGUCCACUGUGUAAUCAGCUUAUUCACACACCACGAGGGACACAGCCAGACGAGUCUGUUGGCAGACAUAUAGAUAAUGAUUGCCGUUCGGAUACUGCCACCUCACGAAGAAAGGUGUUUGUCAAUAAGUGUUCUAUGAAAAAAUGCCGCGGAAAAGAAAUGAUACGAGUUCUCUGCACUGAGUGCAAACAGAACUUCUGUUUGAAACAUCGUCAUCCAGCAGAUCAUGAAUGUAAAGGCAAACCAGUUCAAGCAUCUUCAUCAUCUCAGUACUUUUCUAAAGCAGCGGAAGCAGCAAUAGCAAGAAUGACGAACAAACUGAGUAUUUCUUCUACAAGUUGUCGUGGAGAAGCUAAUGCAAAAUCUGGAAAUGGUAUGGAUAAGAAUAGGCAAAUGGAAGAAGAUGAAGCUCUAGCAAGAGCCAUCGCACUAUCAGAACAAGAAUAUUCUCAAGGUAAUCACCCUACACGAAAUGGGAAUUGUACUGUUUCUUAACUAUUGAAUAUCUUGAACUCUGGUUUUUUCAAAACUGCCAGUCCGAAAAAAACAUCAUUCCUUAAAACAAGUUCUCUCAAUGUAUAUUGAUUUUUUUCCUGCACAAUCUUAUGGGGUCAUUCAAAUGUGAAUUGUAAUUAUUAUAUAGCCAAAACUACUUUCUCUUUGUUAAUCUUUUUUAUCGUCAGGAUUUUCUCGCAUUUUUAAUCGUUCAUUCUCCAUCAAAAAAUGGAUUUGCCUGUUGUUCCACUAAACACAUAUCUAAUACAGAUGUUCCACAAAAAAAAAGUAACUGAAAUUAUUUUUUAUAUAAAAUCCUUUACAACUAGAAGCAUCAUGUCAGUGUUAAUUCGUCACAAUGAAACUCUUCAUUAAGUAAAGACUUAUUAAUUUUUUUUCAUUACAUCUCUGCAUAUUAAAGGUGAAUUACAAAACAAGAAAUAACUUCUGGUACAGGUCUAUAAACCUCUAGUAACUGUGACUUUCAUAAAUAUGUUCACAACAGGGAUAUUGAUGUAACUUUUAAAUAAUGCGUGAAAUUAUGAUCUUUCAUCUCUGAUUCUCUUCUUCUCCUUCAUAUGCCCAAUCAUAUUCUUUGCAGUGACCUCUAGUUAAAGAGUGAUUUUGAUUUCUUCCGAAUCCCUUUCUCCGUAUUAUUUUAAGAAGUUCAUGGAAGCAAAAGAUUUUGUAGAGUGUUGAAGUGAUGAAAAUAUCUUCCUUGGCCUCAUUUUAAACACUCAUAGAGUGUGAUUAUCAAAUAAAAUGGAAUGGAAUUAUCUUGAAGUUACAUGCACCUUUUUUAAAGGUCAGUGUGUUUCUAUAGAGUCUUACCUUUGACCACCUUCCUCUUUAAUCUCAAAUACUUUCUUCCUACAACUUUUUUCAUCAUUUUUCGUGCACUUAAUGAAUGAAUCUCAAGAACUUUUGGCUUAUAAUUUCUGUCAAUUUUUCCCUUUGCAUACAGUGGACCACAAUAAUUUCCAUGCAUUUAAUUUUAAACAAUCGUAUGAAUUAAUCUUGGGUUUAAGUGAAAUCAUAUCUCCCUAGAUUCUCUCUCUUUCGAAGACAUGUUAAAGUAAAGUUUUCUGUAAAUAGUUAUCAGCAUUUAUUCAACUCAAUAAUCUUUGUUUUUCUCAUUCCGAACUCUGUCGGAACUUGAGUUUUAUCAAAGAUUGUUUGUUUUCUAUCGCAGUUUUUCUUCAUCAUUGUUCCCGAUUUUGCAACUACUAAAGUUGCCAAUAAGUUGUUUUCCUCAGCCACUUUUUUCUUGCCCUCUUAAGGGAUUGUUUCUCGAAUCAGGGACAUUUGAAUCAAGGGCAUAACUCGGAUUGUUGAUAAAUCAGCCAGCACACCCUGAAAAAAUAAUGACACAAUCAACAAGAAAUCAAUAUAACUUUUCUACGCCAAAAAUAUUUUCUUUCUUUAAAAAAUUAAUUUCUACCUUGUGAAUCAAUAUUCAGUAAGUAAAGUUACUUCAUCAUUGACCUGAAAUAAAAAAAUGGUAAUUCGAUUCACGGAGGACCCAUUAUCAAUGAUUUGCACCAGCAAUACCACAGUGUUUAAAAUGAUGAUAAAUACUGGUGACCAUCAAAAACGAUCAAAACUCUUCGAUCAACCAGUCUUAAGUUUACAAAACAAUCAUUUCUCCCCCAAUCUUAUCUGUCUCUAUUCAUUCUAUUUUCUAAGAGUUUCAUAAGUUUGGAGCUUGAUUUGAAGUCUCUGACAAAUUCGUGUACUACUUUUCCCGCGAACGCUCAGGGUUUUAGCUAAUCGUUUGUAAUUUAAUAUGUUUCUUUUUUUUUCCCCGCAUAGUCUACAGCUUUACUCUUUCUGCUGUUUGAUUUAUUGAUGGAGUAAAGGAAGAAAUACAUUUGUCUGACAAGUUUAAUUCACAGAAAAAAGUUUAGUCAUCAAAAUUUAAUCGGUUUUAAGCAAAGUUGAAAAGAUAGAGAGGAACUUGAGAGUUCUCAGAAACACUGAAAUAAGGAGAAAAAUACCUUAAAUUCAUCGGUACUCGUUUAAAUUAUUAUGAACUUAUCUGUCUUACAAAAUGUGUUGGCAAAGUUUAUUCUGUAUCUUUUCAGAAAAGAAAAGGAAUGUAGAAAGAAACAUUCAUUGUACCAUGAACAAUGUAUUUUAAACUAAUUGUCACUUUGUUACUAUUUCAUCAAUAUUUUGCACUAUCGUUUGAUACAGUUUUUGAAUUUCAAGCUGUAUUUCUUCCUUUUUCCAGGUGAUAUCUCGAUAGUUAAAUAAUUUUAUUGCUUUAAAAGUACUCUGUGAUUUGAGUAUUUUAAUGGUAUGUUUUUUUUUAAAGUUUAGGCAAUAUUUUUAUUUUUAGCUAUUGUUCGUACGUGCACAUCAGUGACACGAAAUGAUUUCUACUAUUACUUGAGACUUAUUUUAUGGCAAUGAAGGGAUAGUCGAACACCUCAUCUUAAAGUCUAAUAAAAUCUUGUCAGUAAGAUCUUAUAAAUUGCUUGCCCUAUGGAUGAUGUUGUUUAUUUGGGGUAUUGUCUAUAGUCCUUAUCAAUGCUGCUGUCCUCUUAAUGUUAUUCAGUUCUCGCCAAGAAAGUGUUACAUUUCAAUAAAAAAUUGAGGAACCUACUCUCUUUUCAUUGUUUCUGAUAUUUGCUGUUCUUUUUGGUUUUGAAUUUAGAAUACUAAAUAAUCAAUGAUUGCACUUACAGUAAACCAUUAUGCUUCAAAUAUUUCAAUUAGGUAUUUUUCAUGUCACAUUCCAUUCGCAGCCUCUAUGUCAUUACGAGCACAACUAAUAAUAAGCCUCCUUAUUCUGUAUUUGCUGUUUCAAUAAUUUAUAUUUUAAUGUAUGUUAGCCUUGGAUUUUGGUCUUACUUUUGUGAUUUCUAUUUUUCUGAAGACUAUCUUAACUGAAUAAAACAUAUUUCUGUUAAAAUA
This is a messenger RNA of Bemisia tabaci, 3839 nucleotides long. RefSeq names its product AN1-type zinc finger protein 2A. The record is from RefSeq and is a predicted model, not a curated record. Gene Ontology annotation, cellular component: cytoplasm; endoplasmic reticulum. NCBI's taxonomy places the organism in Eukaryota, Metazoa, Arthropoda, Insecta, Hemiptera, Aleyrodidae. Gene Ontology annotation, biological process: proteasome-mediated ubiquitin-dependent protein catabolic process; protein targeting to ER. Gene Ontology annotation, molecular function: zinc ion binding.